UUAACAACAUAUACUUGGAUGACUCCUUAAUCAUUAACCAACUUUUAAUAGUCAAUUCCUGUGUUCCUCUCCCAACUAUCUCCAUAACUUGGCCAUUUCGGCAUUUCCUCUCCUCCACAAAACUCAACACUCACUCAAUCCUCCUAGGCGGCCUUCACCAAAUGGCGGCCUUCACGCACCUCCUCCUCAGCCUCACCAUCAUCAGUACACUGAUCAUCAUCACACUUCCCAUCUCAGAGUCCCGCCUCUCAUCCACCUACUACUCCAAAUCUUGCCCCAACUUCGACAAAAUCAUGCAAGAAACCACCACCUCAAAACAAAUCUCACAUCCCACCACUGCCGGCGCCGCCCUCCGCCUUUUCUUCCACGAUUGCUUCGUCACCGGCUGCGACGCCUCCACCUUAAUCUCCUCCACCCCUUUCAACACCGCCGAACGUGACGCCGAAAUCAACCUUUCCUUACCCGGCGAUGGCUUCGACGUCGUCGUCCGCGCCAAAGCCGCCCUCGAACUCUCCUGUCCCUCCACUGUCUCCUGCGCCGACAUCCUCGCCGUCGCUACUCGCAACCUCGUCAAGUUCGUCGGCGGCCCAUACUACUCUCUCUUAUUGGGCCGCAAAGAUGGGCUCGUCUCCAAAUCUUCCCUUGUUAAGCCCAACACUCUCCCCAAGCCCAAGAUGAGUUUAGACGAAAUGAUCGAUAUUUUCGCCAGAAACAAGUUCUCGGUGCGUGAGAUGGUUGCCCUCAGUGGGGGCCACACUAUUGGGUUCUCUCAUUGCUCGGAGUUUGCUUCUGGGAUCUAUAAUUACAGCUCCACUCAGGAGUUUGACCCGACUUAUAACCCGAGGCUGGCCCGUGGGUUGAGCAAGGCGUGUUCGAGUUAUGCGAAGGAUCCCAGUUUGUCGGUUUUCAAUGAUAUAAUGACGCCCAAUAAGUUUGAUAAUGUUUACUUUCAGAACUUGCCCAAAGGGUUUGGGAUCUUGGCUUCGGAUCGGGUUUUGUCUACUGACCCGAGAACCCGGCCCAUUGUUGAGCUGUAUGCGAGAGAUCAAAAUGCGUUUUUUAGUGAUUUUGCAAAGGCGAUGCAGAAGUUGAGCCUUGUUGGGGUUAAGACUGGCCGACAUGGCGAGAUUAGGCGCAGGUGUGAUGCUUUCAAUACUUGAAAAAUAAGAAAAAGACUAAUAAAAAAUAAAGAGAUAUUAGAAGAAGAGUUACAGAUUUGCAAUAAUUUAUUGCAUUUUUUGAGGGUAAUUUAAUGUCUUUAAGUGCUUUUUUUAUUAUGUUUUUUUUAUUUUUUAAAAAUUUCUUGGUUGUGGCCUUGUGGGUAUUAUUAAUUUUUUUCUGGGUAUUGCUUAUAUAGUACUUACUACUGAGUGGAAUUUCUGUGUAUUUACAUUGUGAUAAUAGCAAGUGCCAAAGUAUAUAGUAGUCAUUAUUGAAGUAA
Messenger RNA from Beta vulgaris subsp. vulgaris (sugar beet), 1441 nucleotides. RefSeq names its product peroxidase 63. The record is from RefSeq and is a predicted model, not a curated record. NCBI's taxonomy places the organism in Eukaryota, Viridiplantae, Streptophyta, Magnoliopsida, Caryophyllales, Amaranthaceae. The transcript has a single exon. Gene Ontology annotation, molecular function: peroxidase activity; heme binding. Gene Ontology annotation, biological process: response to oxidative stress; hydrogen peroxide catabolic process. Bases 162 to 1160 code for a protein of 332 amino acids.